AUUGCACAUGCAAUCAGAAGAUUUGUAAGUUUAAGGAAUGACUUAAAAACAGGUAAUGAUAUAGAAUCAGCUGUUAAAAAACUUCGAGGAACUUCAAUUGCUCAUUUAGAACCUGAAAGAAUAUGGAAAAGAGAUGGAGAGUAUAAUGGCUUCAUAUGUGGUCGUACAUUACCUAAUGUAGGAGAUUGGGUAAAAUUUUCACCAGCACAAAUAAAUAGUUUGGUUAAACAAAAAAUUAACAAGCCAGAGCCCACAUGUACAUCACACUCCAUUCCUAAAGAACAAUGGAAUAUACCAAUUCCAGAUAUAUUGGGAAAAAAAAUAAAAAGAAAUGUUGAAAGAUCCAAAUCUGACAAUGAUGUUGACAAUGAUAAUUUAAUUAUGUGCAGUGUUGAAAAUGAAUUUCCACUUAAAUCAGGGUGGGCAAUUAAAAGAAACCAGAAAUUUGGAAAAAAGGGAGGAG
Molecule: messenger RNA, 463 nt
Organism: Entrophospora candida
Lineage: Eukaryota; Fungi; Glomeromycota; Glomeromycetes; Entrophosporales; Entrophosporaceae
Source: the annotation of a GenBank genome assembly